This is a messenger RNA of Penicillium egyptiacum, 1005 nucleotides long. The record is from the annotation of a GenBank genome assembly. NCBI's taxonomy places the organism in Eukaryota, Fungi, Ascomycota, Eurotiomycetes, Eurotiales, Aspergillaceae.
AUGAAGAAGAAAACCAAAAGCAAGGCUUCACCGUCAUUCACGGUGAAUGAUCUAGAGCUUGUCCCUUCGGUAUCUGAGACGCAGGACAGGGGAGACCAGGAGACUAUUCUCAGCCUUAUUGCUAGCCUGUACCUCGACUCAGGCUAUAGCGAUUUGACCAUCAUUUGCAAGGAUGAGGUCUUCUCGGCUCAUAAGCUCCUCGUCUGCCCCAGAUCAGAGUAUUUUCGUAAAGCUUGUUAUAGCGGGUUCAAGGAAACCGAAAACCCGAUUUAUCUGGACAAAAAAGACCCGAUCCUAAUUGAGAAGGUGCUGGAAUUCCUAUACACGGGAAACUACACCCUCCGAUCCCGCACGCCUAAAUCGGAAAACCCACAGACUGAUGCCGGUGAAGCGCCUGCAAUGAAUACAGAGCCUGCAGGAGAGCCAACAAUGGAGCCCCUGCCCGAGGAACUUGCCAUAGAUGAGCCUGCGGCAGAAAUUGGGGGGGGGACCGAUGAAACUGCUAUGGCAGCUCUAGAGAACACCGCAGAGGGACUUGUGGAUGAAUCACCGGUGCACCAGGAACCAGCUCCAAUUGACGAAAACCUGGAGAAAUACCCAUCCGAGCAAAGGGGCGUCGUGGAGCCCGUGGCCGAUACAGUAGCUGACUGUCAUCCAUCUCACUUCCAUGUGCGCAUGUAUGGCGAGGCGGAUUACUUCAUGAUCGGCGAUCUGAAAAGCAAAGCGGAGGCACACUUUCGUGCAUCAUUCAUGAAUUGUCCCGAAAGAGAGUCCUUUACAGAAACGAUCCAGGAAAUUUAUUCGACACGAGCCAACUAUCAGGAGCUGAGGCAAUUGGCGAUUCAAAUGAUAGUUGACAACCUACCGAAUCUUCGAACAGGGCUCACCCCUGUGAUUGAUCCUGAACUCAUGAAGUCGAUGCCCGAUUUUACGUACGAUUUAUGUCAAGCGACUCUAGACAGGUGGAUGGGGCACCUAUUAUGGAAGGGAACUAGUUCCGUGUGA